Molecule: messenger RNA, 2919 nt
Organism: Conger conger (European conger)
Lineage: Eukaryota; Metazoa; Chordata; Actinopteri; Anguilliformes; Congridae
Gene: gfm2
Product: GTP dependent ribosome recycling factor mitochondrial 2
Exons: 20
Coding region: 487-2805 (772 amino acids)
Biological process (GO): ribosome disassembly; mitochondrial translation
Cellular component (GO): mitochondrion
Molecular function (GO): GTP binding; GTPase activity; translation elongation factor activity
Source: RefSeq, a predicted model, not a curated record
UGUAAUUGUAUCGAAUUAUUCUGCCCAAUUGCAGAAACCAGAACUGCAAAGCAAGGACACUCGUUUCUAGAGGAUCUAUUAUGAUGUUACACCUGAUAGUAGAGUAGAACGUGAGAACGUUAGCUUUAUGGGAAGCUGUAGUGACUUAGUCCAUUAUAUUUAUAUCGGUUCAUAACAUACAAUGAAAAUUAACACGCUUUGACUCAGAUGUUAAAAGAAACAGCCUUUAUAUGAACUCAUUAGUGUGAAAUGACAUUAGCAGUUUUUGAAGUAUUUUGGUCCGUCGGAGCAAAAGUAAAAGAACUCAAGGAAAUUAGCCCGUUUUAUAGCUAUCUUAUGAUUAGCUGGAUCAUUUGCUUAUCCAACUAAUCAUGUUAAAGCUUCGAUAUUUUGGAAAGAAUAGUUAGCCAGAUAUAUUAACUUCAAUAGCGAACCAUAAUAUUUAUUUUAGGUACAGAAGACAGGAAGUUGGAAUAGAAAGUAGCGAUGUUACAUAGAUUGGCUUUGGAAAAGACCUUGAAGUGUUUCAAUAGCCUUGUCGGGUGUCCACGGUGUUUGAGGAAUGGAGCUGAAACAUGGUGCAGAUGGAAGUUACAGUGGAAAAGGAACUACAGUUUUCUACCAGAUGAUGUCAAAUCAGUACGCUCAGUGGUCAAUCCAGAUAUAUCUAGAAUCCGUAACAUUGGCAUCAUGGCCCACAUAGAUGCUGGGAAGACGACCACCACUGAGAGGAUGCUGUAUUACUCGGGCUACACUCGUGCAUUGGGGGAUGUUGAUGAUGGGGACACAGUAACAGACUUCAUGGUGCAGGAGAGAGAGAGGGGGAUCACGAUUCAGUCUGCUGCUGUUACCUUUGAUUGGAAUGAACACAGAAUAAACCUCAUAGACACUCCAGGGCAUGUGGACUUCACCUUGGAAGUGGAGAGGGCUCUACGUGUUCUGGAUGGGGCUGUGGCAGUUUUUGAUGCUUCAGCCGGAGUGGAGGCUCAGACUCUCACAGUCUGGCGACAGGCUGACAAGCAUUGUGUGCCUCGUGUCUGCUUCCUGAACAAGAUGGACAAGCCUGGAGCCUGCUUACUGUAUUCCAUUGAGAGCAUAAAGAAGAAACUGAAAGCCAAUCCAGUCCUUCUGCAGAUUCCCAUUGGUAGUGGUAAAGGCUUCAUGGGAUUGGUCGAUUUGAUCACCAAAGAGCAAGUGAUAUGGAAUGUGAAAUCCUCCAGUGAGGACGGUCGAGUGUUCCAGAAGAUUCCCCUCAGCUCCUGUGAGAAUGCUCAGCUCCUGAGCCAGGCUAAAGAGGCCAGGGGUAGCCUGAUCGAACAGGUUGCUGAUCUGGAUGAUGAAUUUGCAGAACUGCUGCUGGGAGAGUUUGGUGAGGAUUUUGAUGCUGUCCCAUCUGAAAAGCUGCAGGCUGCGGUACGCAGGGUGACUCUGGCCCGGAAAGGGGUUCCUGUGCUGUGUGGGAGUGCUCUGAAGAACAAAGGUGUGCAGCCCUUACUGGAUGCCAUCACCGCCUACCUGCCUGCCCCAAAUGAACGUCACCUCCACCUGGCGCGAUGGUACAAAGAUGACCUGUGUGCCCUGGCGUUCAAAGUUCUACACGACAAGCAGCGCGGGCCCCUGGUGUUUGUACGGAUCUACUCGGGGACCAUGAAGACCCAGUCUUCUGUCCACAACAUCAACAGGAACGCCACGGAGAGGAUGAGUCGCCUGAUGAUGCCGUUUGCUGACCAGCAUGUGGAGAUUCCCUCUCUGACAGCAGGCAACAUCGCCCUCACCGUGGGUCUGAAACAGACGGUGACGGGGGACACCAUAGUCUCCUCCAAGGCAUCGGCUGUGGCUGCCGAACGGCGGGCCCAGAAGGACGGGGCGGUGGAGAGAGGCUCAGAGCAGAGGCCAAGCAGUCUGGCCCUGGCCGGAGUAGAGGUCCCCGAACCGGUGUUCUUUUGCACCAUUGAGCCCCCUACCAUGGCUAAGCAAGCAGACUUGGAGCAUGCUCUGAAGUGUCUACAGAGGCAAGACCCCAGCCUGAAAGUAAGAACAGACACAGACUCAGGACAGACUAUUCUUUGUGGAAUGGGGGAACUCCACAUUGAAAUAAUUCACGAUCGGAUCCGAAGAGAGUACGGCAUUGAGACUGACCUGGGCCCUCUGCAGGUGGCGUACAGGGAAACCGUCCUCCACACGGCAUCUACCACAGACACCCUGGACCGGACUCUGGGGGACAAGAGGCACGUGGUGACGGUGGGCCUGUCUGUGAGCCCCUGGGAGGACACCACUUCCAGCACUUCCUGUGACAUCAUCUACAAAGAGGAAGUGGAGCUUCAUCCAGAUGUCAGGAUGGCGGUGGAGAAUGGGAUACAGAGCUCAUAUCUGCACGGUCCGCUGCUGGGUUACCCAGUGCUGGGAGUGAGCACCUGCGUGGAGUCUGUGUGCGUCCAGCCGGGAACAUCCAUGGCCAUGGUGUCUGCCUGUGUGUCCCGCUGCAUGCUGAAGGUCCUGCGGCAGGCGGGCGGGCAGCUGCUGGAGCCUCUGAUGAGCCUGGAGAUCACGCUGGAGGAAGGGCACCUGAGCUCCGUGCUGGGGGACCUGGCUCAGAGACGCGGAGCCAUCCAUGACAUCCAGAGUCGCCACGACAACAAGGUGGUGCUGGCCUCCGUGCCUCUGGCCGAAAUGAUGGGCUACUCCACGGUCCUACGCACUUUGACCUCAGGGAAUGCUACCUUCUCCCUGCAGCUGUCCAGCUAUGAGGCUAUGAGCCCCCAGGAGCAGAGUGUCCUCCUGCACAAAAUGGCAGGACUGUCCUGAUGCCCCUGAGCUCUGCCUUCUGUGGUCCCAUGAUCCUCUGUGCAGAUCCAUUUCACCUGACUCGAGAGGGAUCAUUCCAGAAAACCUACCUCUCAAUAAAGUUUUACACGCAUG